GCAUGGCUUUCAACGUUAGCAGAGAAACUAGUUGGAAGUUGUUCGCAGCUCUCAUUUUGUUGAGUUAUUUAUGCCCAUGUCCACACUGUUAUGCUUUGGCUAUAGUGAAGAAGGUUGAGCCAAGCAUUGCAAGCGGUGAGGCAUCAAAAGAGGGUGUCCUAGCGGGAAGUAUUCUCUUUGGCAGCACCGUGGAUCGUGCCGAGUCAUUAACGGGGCUUCUUGGCUCUUAUCAAGCAGAUGAUGCAGGAACAGCUGGCCUUUUUUUGGCUAAUUCGGGUUGGGGGCAAAUGGAUACUUCCUUAAAAUGUGGUGAGGACCAGAUGCAACUCAAAGCCAUGGGACCUGGAUCCUCUUACUUCAUGCUUGACAUGGGGGGUGAUGCUCCCAUGGUGCCGAACCAGGUUAAACCACAAUGUGGCUACUCCAUGAAAUACAACUCUUUGGGUCUUGUGUUGAUGGUUCCUUACAACGGCUGUCAUAUGACGCAAGAUAAUGGAUUUUAUAUACUGCCAAUGCAGUGGAAGGGGACCCAAGUCAAACUCUGUUGCCCCAUUAGGUCAAGUCCUGAAACUACACUUGCCCAUGUUCAUCCUACAGCACCACCUACCAAAUCUCAUGAAGAAGCCACUCCACAGACGGAUACGUCAAAGCAGCCUACAGUCCACCAGCAGCAAAUCAUGGAUCAUCCUUUGAAUCAAAACCCAAACUACCAUCAAUAUCGUAACUGGAUUCAUAUGAUGCAGAAGCAAACCAUGGCCUUUCCCCCGCAGCAGCACGUGACCGUUCCCUCGCAGCAGGAGGCUAUUCAGCAGCAGCAGCAGCAGCACGUGGCUGUUCCCCCGCAGCAGCACGUUGCUGUUCCCCCGCAACAGGAGGUUGUUCCCCCGCAGCAGCAGGUUGCUGUUCCCCCGCAACAGGAGGCUGUUCAGCAGCAGCAGCAUAUGGCUGUUCCCCCUUGGUAUCAGUGGUUGUGGCAGCAGCACGUGGCUGCCCCCCCGCAGCACGUGGCUGCCCCCCCGCAGCACGUGGCUGCCCCCCCGCAGCAGGAGGCUGUUCCCCCGCAGCACGUGGCUGUUCCCCCGCAGCACGUGGCUGUUCCCCCGCAGCACGUGGCUGUUCCCCCGCAGCACGUGGCUGUUCCCCCGCAACACGUGGCUGUUCCCCCGCGGCACGCUCUGUGA
Molecule: messenger RNA, 1181 nt
Organism: Gadus macrocephalus (Pacific cod)
Lineage: Eukaryota; Metazoa; Chordata; Actinopteri; Gadiformes; Gadidae
Exons: 5
Coding region: 3-1181 (392 amino acids)
Source: RefSeq, a predicted model, not a curated record